Fonsecaea multimorphosa CBS 102226 is the source of this 2052-nucleotide messenger RNA. RefSeq lists its product as uncharacterized. The record is from RefSeq and is a predicted model, not a curated record. The transcript has a single exon. Gene Ontology annotation, molecular function: ubiquitin binding. NCBI's taxonomy places the organism in Eukaryota, Fungi, Ascomycota, Eurotiomycetes, Chaetothyriales, Herpotrichiellaceae. The coding region runs from base 1 to 2052 and encodes 683 amino acids.
AUGGAGCAAGUCCCAGGCAUGCCGGACAGCCUCCCACCAUUAGCCCUCUACCCAGAACCAAACGUCAAAGCCAGCCUACCGCCUGCGGAGUGGGAAGUAUGCGUUGACUCCUGGUUGUUCAGUCUGGAAUUUCGCCUCCGGUUACCAGACAGAGACUUCUCCAAAUUGAAGUUCGGCACGGAGGCCAGUGGCGUGGCUUUUCUCGCGUCACUCUUCAGGUCAAGUCAAGCAGAGGAUGGGAAACAACCAUCGAACCACUCGCAGAAGGAGAGACUGUUGGUGAAGCGCGCAUAUUUGCUCUUGAGACGGCUUCUACUGGUCACGAACACGCCCUUGGACUACGACGCAGCAAACCUCGUGGAGCUAUUGUGUCAGGCGAGCAUGCACUAUGCAAUGGUGUCGGACUGGCGGGCGACGCUGAAGACGUUCUGGAAGAGGGAUCACUCCCAAAUGACGAACGCCGUCGAGGGCUGGAAGAAAGCCGUCUCGGCAGAUCUUGCAACGCAACCCGGCUCGGGAGUGCUUGCGGAGAGAAUGCGUGAAAUGAAUGCGUUUGUCAAGGUCUCCGCGGAUGCAGGUCUCGUGCUUAUGACGGGCUCAGACUACCUCGAGGCGCUGAUCGAGGCCUACAGUCGGUUGCAGACAUUACCUGAUACAGGCCAGUCCCAAAGAAUGCUGACUGAGCACAUCUUCUACUGCCUGCGAAGCCUUAUGUCGGACGGUUCUUCCCAUGGCCCGCUCCUGCUCGACCACCUCUACUUCAUGAAAUCAGAGGCCGAUCGACUUACGAAGGGAAAACCCAAUGAGCCAACGUUAACGUCAAACCUGGUUUGCAGUACAUCCUUCUUGAGGCACCUCGCAUCAGACUCUUCUGUGAGUUCUAGUAAGCGAGGUCAGGGUUUGCUAGAGUCACUUAGCACCUAUCGACAAAAUACAAGACAUUUGCACCCUCUAACCGGUGCAAGAAGACGGAAAAACGCAAAAGGCAAAGGCAAAGCUAAUGUGAACGAAGAGAUGCACAUUCAUAAGGCCUCGCAGAUAUCACAAGUGCAUGACCUCUUUCCCGAUCUUUCAACCGGGUAUAUUCUCAAGCUCCUCGACCAUUUCCAUGACGACCCGGAGGCCGUGGUGGCCGCGCUACUAGAGCCUGAUUCACUCCCGGCUGACCUGCGUGAUCGAGGCGCCUUCGAAGGACCCGAACUCGACGUUGCUGGACCAGCGCAUGAUCUUGCGCCACAUUCGACACCCCCACUGCUUCCAGAGAGGAAGAACAUAUUCGACGGAGAUGACUUCGACAAACUUCGCAUAUCUACAGGUCGGCUGCAUAGAGGACGGAAGGACAUCAGUCCUGACCGCACCGAAACGGAACAUAAGCAUGCACAACGCAAAGCGGCGAUAAUGUCGGCAUUGGCAGCGUUUGAUUCGGACGACGAUGAGCGGGACGACACUUACGAUAUUGCCGAUGUGGGUGGAACAGUAGAUUCCACGCUUGACACUGACACCAGGCCCAAGCAAGAGCGAGGUCCUGAGCAGAGUCCCCACGAAGAGACAUUAUUCCGAGCGUGGAAGGGCAACCAGGAGCUAUUCGCACGUGACAGCAAGACUCGGAUAUCCAAGGUCCGACAAGAUCUGAAACGCGAGACAGAGAUGAGUGAUGAACAGCUGGAAGGAUGGGCUAUCAUGCUGAAGAAGGACCCGAAAUUGCAAGAUCGGCUGGAAAAGAAAUACUCGGGCACCCAGACUUUCAGAGGAAGUCAGGUUGCCCUUGCUUCGACACGAUGGCAGGGGGACAAUACCCCUGAAGGUAGCGAGGGAGAAGGGGAGAGCGGAGGUCGACGGACACAGCAGCCGCAGACCAGGGGAAACCGCACUUGGGGCCGUGGGCGCGGUGGCGGAGGGAGUACUGCAGGCCCCAGUGGUGACGCAGGGACCCAGGCUGCGAGGAAGCGAAAGGAGCAAGGCAGAGGCAGGGGUGGAGCGAGCCACAAUAGACGCGAAGGGAGAGCCCGGAAGAUGGGCAGAGGUAUGGGAGGGGGUGCGGUACAGCAGUAG